UUCUUCUUCUUCUCCAGACCUAAACCUAGUUUUCUUCUGUUUCUUCAGUUCUUCUUCACUCUUGCAGACUCAUCAUCUCACAAGUUACCAGUCACGUUCAGCGGUUCAGCCGUCGUGAAUAUUCUGAGCGAUGGGUCGAAUGAAAAGUGGGAAGGGGUUUAGCAAAAACCCAAAGAGAAAAGCUACAGCCCAUGCAGACGACAGCGACGAUGAUAUGAUGAACGACGAAAUCGACACCUUUCACAAACAAAGAGAUAUCAUCCCUUUGGAUGUAAAUGAUUCGGAUGAUUCCGAUGACGAGACUGAUCUCCCCGUAUUUGAUUCCAAGGAUGAUGAUGAUGAUGAUGAAGAUGACGAUGAGGAUGAAGAUGAUGAAGAUAUGGAAGAUGAUAGCGAUCUCACGGGUCUUGCUGCUAAAAUUGCAAGGCAACAAAAGUAUCUUCGGGUCAAGGAGGGUGGAGUGGAAGAUGAAACACAUGAUGAUGAUGAAGAAGCGGAAGAGAAAGAGACUGUAUGGGGUAGAAGAAAGGAAGGAUACUACGGUGGAGAGAAUGUUGAUUAUGAGAUACAAUCAAGUGAUGAAGAGCUUCACGAUGAGGAAGAGGAAGUGUUGAGACUUCAGAGAGAGAAAGUGAAGUCUUUGUCUGCAGAAGACUUUGGUCUUGAGCAUGUUAGUGAAGAUGAGAACGAGAAAGAGCCAACAAUGGAGGAAAUUCUUGUUGGAGGGGUGAAGGCCAAGGCAAAGGCUUUAAAGGAAAAAGAGGCUUUUGAUAAUGAUGACAUGGCUUAUGAAGAAGUUGAGAAAGAUCUGAAUGCAUUAUCUAAGGAAGAGAAGAUGGAAGUUGUCUAUAGUUCGGCUCCUGAGCUGGUUGGUCUGCUCUCAGAGCUGAAUUCUGCCAUGGAUGAGCUUGAGAACAAGGUUAACCCUCUUCUAAGCAAGGUUAAGGAAGCACAGAAUGGAGAAAAGGGAUCCAUAAACUAUAUUGAGUUAAAGCAACUUCUCUUGCUAGCAUAUUGCCAAUCCAUAACCUUUUAUCUUCUUUUGAAAUCCGAAGGGGAGCCAGCCCGUGAUCAUCCUGUCACAGGUCGCAUUGUUGAACUCAAGGAGUUGUUGGACAAGGUGAAACAACUUGAUUCCUAUCUUCCUGACAUUGUGGAGGAUAUUUUGAGCAAGAAAGAACAUAUUAAAGAAAUUGUCAAAUUGCCAACUUUAACAUCUGACGGUUUGGCCAAAAAUCUUCAAGUCGUACAUGAACAACCAGAGACAAUGGUAAUGCCUAAAGAUGCAUUAAACAUUGAGUGCACAAAGGAUGUUGUAAAUAAAGAGAAGAAACGCAAGCGUCAGAAUGAUCAACUUGGAGUACAGAGCCAAGAAAUGCUUAAAGUAAGAGCUGCCCUUGAAGAGAAGUUGAAGCACAAGGGUAUUAUAAACACUAUUAAGCAAAAAGAUAAUAAAGCAGAUCGUCGUUUGCCACUGCUAAAUAGAAAAUUUGAAACAUUAGAUGACUUUGAUGAUGAUACCAUAAAUCCAUCGGAGAACAAAGUUAAUUCAACUUCAUUCCAACCGAGCAAGCUUUCAAGACUUGUAACUUCACAGUUUGCCAAACCUAAGAUCAUUUCUGGUGACGAUGAUUUACCUAAGAGAGAUGACAUAGGAGAAAGGCGAAGGAAGUUUGAACUACGAGUUCUUUCUCAUGCUGGAAUCGAUACAGGUGAUGAUAUGAUGGAGAACGAGCCGGAGAAUUUGAAAAAACGUAGAGGUUCUGAUAAGAAAGACGUCGAUGAGGAUAUGGAAUCAGAAGAUGACUUCUACAAGCAAGUGAAACAACAAAGGGAUGCAAAGCUUGCUGCUAAAUCAGAGAAAUACUCCAGGAACCCGACUGUCCAAAUCAGAGAGGAAGAAGAAGAAUUGGAAGUGGGUAAGCGUCAUAUUUCAUAUCAGAUGGAAAAGAACAGAGGGUUGACUAGACCUCGCAAGAAGCUGAUCAAAAAUCCAAGGAAGAAGUACAAGUUGAAACAUCAGAAAGCAGUGGAACGCAGGAAAGGACAGGUCCGCGACAUUCGCAAGCAGACCGGUUCUUAUGGCGGUGAAAACACUGGUAUUAAUCCUGGCAUUAGCAGGAGUGUCAGAUUUUAGAAUUUGAUUAUUCUUUUGUUAGGGGCUGAAUUUGAAAAUUUUGUUUACUAAUUUUGAAACUUCAAAAGUUAUUAUUUGUUGUAGAAUUCAUUGUUCUGAAUUCUUCAUAUUCACUUUCCUUUGAA
This is a messenger RNA of Impatiens glandulifera, 2262 nucleotides long. RefSeq names its product something about silencing protein 10. The record is from RefSeq and is a predicted model, not a curated record. Bases 131 to 2137 code for a protein of 668 amino acids. The transcript has 15 exons. Gene Ontology annotation, cellular component: small-subunit processome; nucleolus. Gene Ontology annotation, biological process: maturation of SSU-rRNA from tricistronic rRNA transcript (SSU-rRNA, 5.8S rRNA, LSU-rRNA). Lineage: Eukaryota; Viridiplantae; Streptophyta; Magnoliopsida; Ericales; Balsaminaceae.